UCUCGAGGGCCAAUUUGGAGCAAAUUGCGAAAAGGGCGUGGGACGGUGUCGCCUCUUCCUUCCGCCUUCUGUGAUCCUCGCCCAAUCUUGCGGCGACUAUCUAUCGGUAGGGGCGAGAGGAGGAGAUGUUGCCGCAGCGGCUGCGGAGCUCUGGUAGGGCCAUCUUUCGGACGGUGAGCCCGCGGAUCUGGGGCGGCGACGAGGGUUCCGCCUUCAAGCGCCUGGCCUUCCCCAAUCUAAAGAGGAAGACGUCGAAUACCUGGUCGGCUGUUCAGGACACCUAUCUCUCCACCAAGGAAGUUUUUGAGACUCAUAGAGUGGUCUUCACUAUUGGAACGUCUAUUGCCUCCAUUCUUACUGCAUGGGGAGGCUAUACUCUACGUCAGAUCCAUCAAUCAAAUGUUGAGAAAAAACUUGAAUCAUUGGAACAAGCUUUGAAAAAUAGCUAUAAGAUUGAGCAUGAGGAGAUUAAAAAAAUUGCAAGUUCUGGAAACAUCAGCACUUCAGCUUGCGUUGCAGUAGCUGGAACUUCUCUUGUCAUCGGCUACGGACUUGGUUGGCGCAGUGGAUCAUGGUAUGCCAAUCGAAAAUUUCGCCGAGAGCAGCUCAAGUUGCUGGGUCAAUUCAAACCAAACAGAUGGCAGCUUUUGAGAAAAUCCCUUGUACGAUUUAGAACUCCUGUCCAUAAAUCUGCAGAGAUUCCCACUAUAGCUGAUACUGGUUCGCUUGCAUCGAACAAGUAAACAAACCUUCAUCAACUUUCCACAGACGAGGCAUACUUUUAGAUUACUGUCAAUAGCUAUCGAAGCAAAAAUACCAACUGCUACUUGGCAGCAGUCGUUUGUGAUAUAAUUUUAUUCUCAUUCUUGUUCAGAUUCUUGUGUCCAUUGAAUGUGCCAAGCAGGAGAAAUAAGUGUUUAUGGUGAUGUUUGUGUCUGCAAUGAAGCUGAGCACUCUUUUUGUUUU
This is a messenger RNA of Musa acuminata subsp. malaccensis (wild Malaysian banana), 966 nucleotides long. RefSeq lists its product as uncharacterized. The record is from RefSeq and is a predicted model, not a curated record. NCBI's taxonomy places the organism in Eukaryota, Viridiplantae, Streptophyta, Magnoliopsida, Zingiberales, Musaceae.